AAAAAAAAAAAAUCCGCGAGAGCAGAGGCGGGAGAAGAUGGCGGUGCCGGGGGAGAGUUUGCAAUCUUUCUGAUUAAGACAGGCGACUAGCUGUUUCGGGGCGAUGGCGUCAAACUCAACCAAGUCUUUCCUGGCAGAUACCGGCUACGGCGAACAGGAACUGGACGCCAACUCUGCGUUGAUGGAAUUGGACAAAGGUCUUAGAUCUGGCAAACUCGGUGAACAGUGUGAAGCAGUUGUUCGCUUCCCUAGGCUUUUCCAGAAGUACCCAUUCCCUAUUCUCAUCAACUCAGCAUUCCUGAAGUUAGCUGACGUCUUCAGAGUUGGAAACAAUUUCCUGAGGCUCUGUGUUCUUAAAGUGACUCAACAAAGUGAGAAGCAUUUGGAGAAGAUUCUAAAUGUGGAUGAAUUUGUGAAGCGGGUUUUCUCUGUGAUUCAUAGUAAUGAUCCUGUGGCAAGAGCCAUCACACUCCGGAUGUUGGGAAGCCUGGCGUCCAUAAUUCCUGAGAGGAAGAACGCUCAUCACAGUAUUCGCCAGAGUUUGGACUCCCGUGAUAAUGUGGAAGUGGAAGCUGCCGUUUUUGCUGCCGCCAACUUCUCUGCACAGUCGCAGGAUUUUGCUGUAGGAAUCUGUAACAAAAUCAGUGAAAUGAUUCAAGGCUUAGCUACGCCAGUGGACUUGAAGCUGAAGUUGAUCCCUAUUCUGCAGCACAUGCACCAUGAUGCAAUCUUGGCUUCUAGUGCUCGCCAGCUUUUACAGCAACUAGUCACGUCCUAUCCCUCCACCAAAAUGGUCAUUGUUUCUUUGCACACAUUUACUCUCCUUGCGGCUUCAUCUCUGGUCGAUACACCUAAGCAGAUUCAGCUUCUACUGCAGUAUUUGAAGGACGAUCCCAGAAAAGCAGUAAAGAAACUUACAAUUCAAGAUCUGAAAUUACUUGCCAAUAAAACACCACACACUUGGAGUAGAGAGAAUAUUCAGGUACUCUGUGAAUGUGCCCUCCAGACUCCUUAUGACAGCUUAAAACUGGGGAUGCUGUCUGUCCUCUCCACACUGUCAGGGACCAUUGCCAUCAAACAUUACUUCAGCACAGUGCCAGGAAACGUAGGUUCUUCCAUAGGAUCCUCUGAUUUAGUCAGAUUAGCCCAGGAGUGCUGUUACCAUAGUAACAGGGGCAUUGCAGCUCAUGGAGUGAGAGUGCUAACAAAUAUAACUGUGUCUUGUCAAGAGAAAGAUCUUUUGGCACUGGAACAGGAUGCCGUCUUUGGCCUGGAAUCCCUUCUGGUGCUUUGCAGUCAAGAUGAUAGUCCAGGUGCUCAGGCUACUUUAAAGAUUGCUCUCAAUUGUAUGGUGAAGUUGGCUAGGGGCCGGCCCCACCUGAGCCGCUCUGUGGUGGACACUCUGCUCACUCAGCUUCACAGUGCCCAGGAUGCUGCCCGGAUCCUGAUGUGCCAUUGCCUGGCAGCCAUUGCCAUGCAGCUGCCAGUGUUGGGCGAUGGGAUGCUUGGUGACCUCAUGGAGCUCUACAAGGUGAUUGGACGGUCAGCCACGGACAAGCAACAGGAACUUCUGGUAAGCUUGGCUACUGUGAUUUUUGUCGCCAGCCAGAAAGCAUUGUCUGCUGAAAUAAAGGCCGUAAUAAAGCAGCAGCUGGAAAGUGUCUCCAAUGGGUGGACUGUGUACCGGAUUGCCAGGCAGGCUUCCAGAAUGGGUAAUCAUGACAUGGCCAGAGAACUUUAUCAGAGUUUGCUGACUCAGGUGGCCUCAGAACACUUCUACUUUUGGCUGAAUAGUCUGAAGGAGUUCUCACAUGCUGAACAAUGUCUCACUGGGUUGCAAGAGGAGAAUUAUAGCUCAGCACUUUCUUGCAUUGCCGAGUCUUUAAAAUUCUACCACAAAGGGAUUGCUUCCUUAACAGCUGCCAGCACACCACUGAACCCUUUAAGUUUUCAGUGUGAGUUUGUCAAGCUCAGGAUUGAUCUUCUCCAAGCCUUCUCUCAGCUUAUCUGUACUUGCAACAGCCUCAAGACCAGCCCUCCCCCUGCAAUUGCCACUACCAUUGCCAUGACCUUGGGGAAUGACCUUCAGAGGUGCGGCCGAAUCUCCAGUCAGAUGAGGCGGUCCACAGAAGAGUUCCGAAGCCUUGCUUCCCGGUAUGGGCGUCUUUAUCAGGCAUCUUUCGACGCGGACUCAGCAACUUUGAGGAAUGUGGAACUACAGCAGCAGAGCUGUUUACUGAUAUCUCACGCAAUAGAAGCCUUGAUUUUGGAUCCAGAAUCAGCAAGUUUCCAGGAGUAUGGGUCCAGUGGAGCAGCCCCUGCAGACAGUGAAUACGAGAGAAGAAUGGUGUCUGUGUAUCAUCAUGUCUUAGAGGAGGUGGAGUCGCUCAACCGCAAAUAUGCCCCCGUUUCCUACAUGCACACAGCAUGCCUCUGCAAUGCCAUUAUUGCUUUGCUGAAAGUACCCCUUUCGUUCCAGAGAUAUUUUUUCCAGAAACUGCAGUCUACCAGUAUCAAGCUUGCUCUGUCACCAUCUCCCCGGAACCCCGCGGAGCCCAUUGCUGUGCAGAACAACCAGCAGCUGGCACUGAAGGUGGAGGGCGUGGUUCAGCAUGGGUGCAAACCAGGACUCUUCCGUAGAAUUCAGUCCGUGUGUCUGCAUGUCUCUUCCACACUUCAGAGUAAAUCUGGACAGGACUACAAGAUACCCAUUGACAACAUGACCAACGAGAUAGAACAGAGGGUCGAGCCUCAUAACGAUUACUUCAGUACCCAGUUCCUGCUGAACUUUGCUAUCCUCGGAACACACAACAUCACAGUGGAAUCCUCGGUAAAAGACGCCAAUGGCAUCGUGUGGAAGACUGGCCCCAAAACAACCAUAUUUGUCAAAUCCCUGGAAGACCCUUACUCCCAGCAAAUUCGCCUGCAGCAGCAGCAGCAGCAGCAACAGCAGCAAGGCCAGCAGCCUUUGCAGCAGCAGCAGCAGCGCAAUGCCUACAAUCGGUUCUCACUCUAGAGUGAGUACUCUGUGCACUUGAGUAAACUGGCAGAGGAGUUUGUGUGUUCAAGUGCACUUAGUACAGAAGUUACAAUGAAGUCUGUGUACUUCUGUACUGCGCAUCUGGAAGGUAUUUCUCCUUAUGAACUUCCUUUGAGAAAUACUUGGGUCCUUAGCUUGGAAGAGCUUCUUUUCUUGUUUCUUCUUAAACCAAGUUCUCUAUCUUAUAUUUAACAUUUCCAUUGUAUUAUUAUUUUCUGUUGGUGACCAUUUUCUUUUUCUCUGAAGAAUAGCCACAUAUUGGGACCUUUGAAUCAGUAUAUUUGGCUGCUUUGCUACCAGAAUCCAUCACUUGCUGCCUGGCACAGACCUAGAAUCCUGAGCUCACCAGUCAGUGCUAGCUCCAUCCAGGGUAGGGCAGUGGGUCCUGUGGAGUGUCUCCAAGCCACCGCGCCUGCCACGCCAGUGUAGCCUCUCGAACGCCUCCCAUGCUAGCAACAGCCCUAAAUUGUUUUGAUAUUUAAUCGACCCAGAGAGCUCCCAAGUAGUUACAUAGACAAAUUAAAGGUUAAUAAUAGGUGUUUUUUUCUACCAUGUGUGUGUAUAAUCCAGACUUUCUACAUUGUUUCUAAACAUAGAAUGUGGUUCACAUUUUAUGUCAGUGUUUUGAGUUAAAGGGGACAGAUCUCUUUGGCUUGAUUCUACUCAAGUUAUGGGAUGCUACACUGAGAGAGUAGUGUCCAUGACACAACCUCACUUAUUGGGAUGCUCAGGGAUAGUUUUCUGGUUAGCCAGAAAAGACCUUUUCUGUAUCAGUCCUGGUUAAAAACCAUGUACUACAUUUCCUGGUCUUAACACUUCAUGCCAGGAAUAAUUUAACUGUGGAUUUGAAACCAUGUAGUGCUUAGAGAUCUCAGUUAUAAUAAGUAUCAGGACGAUCACAGGACUGCAGCUAGCAGAGCAUUCAGUUGGGCUGGAUGCAGCCCCUCGGAGGAAGCAUGCGUGUGCCCUGGGAUUCCCUUUGUUAAUAAAUCUCUCACUUUCAUA
Messenger RNA from Jaculus jaculus (lesser Egyptian jerboa), 4045 nucleotides. It is a transcript of the gene Ints7, whose product is annotated as integrator complex subunit 7. Lineage: Eukaryota; Metazoa; Chordata; Mammalia; Rodentia; Dipodidae. The transcript is spliced from 20 exons. Gene Ontology annotation, biological process: snRNA 3'-end processing. Bases 104 to 3016 code for a protein of 970 amino acids. The record is from RefSeq and is a predicted model, not a curated record. Gene Ontology annotation, cellular component: integrator complex.